AGAGGCUCUCUCUCUCUCCGUCUCCGUCUCCUUCUGUUUCUCUCUCUAGAAUUCCCCCGACAAAAGCGAAACCCUAACCCUGAUUCAUCAUCAAAGAAUCUCAAGCUAUAUACAUAUACAUAUAAUAUGCGUCUAUUUAUACAUAUAAAAUGAAGUCAUUGUGAUGGAAUGGUGAACAUUUCGUAGCAAAGAUUUCGAAGAACUCAUUGUUGGGGGUUUCUAUAAGUGUAUAGAGAGACAGGGGGCACUGGUAUUAUGCAAUCCUUGGAGCGCGACCUCGAGGGCGAUUUUUCUGCAAAGGUUACGUACACAAGGAAUGGGUCUUUGUCAUGUGCAGUCCCUUUCUCUCCAUUGUUGCUCAUUGAAAACAUCUCGAGGAAGAGCUUUUCGUAUAAUCAGCUCCCUCAGGAGCCCCUUGAACUCACCAUUCUCAAAUUAGAUGGCUCUUGCUUCGAUAUUCUUGUAGCGAAAACAGCGACGGUGGCAGAGCUGAAGCAGGCGGUGGAAGCUGCCUUUAGUCAUUUGCCCAGAAAAGAAGCCGGCAAGAUUUCAUGGCCGCAUGUAUGGGGACAAUUUUGCUUAAGCUAUGAUGGUCAGAAACUGCUAACUGACAGCGAUUAUAUAGGAGCUUAUGGAAUCAAGGAUGCUGAUCAGCUUCAAUUUACUCGCCAUGUAUCCACUAACUACAAUUUGGUAAAGGCACGAUCAGUCAAACAGGCUCGUGCCUCCAAACAUCCCAGGAUAUCAGACUCUGAAGAGAGCAAACAGAAUGGUGAGGAAGAUGAGAAGCAUGAUCAAGAGGGAUUAAAGCAGGAUCAGGAUCAGGAUGAUGAUGACGAUAAGGGUGUUAUAACGCAUUGUGAAUGCAAGUUGACUCACUUGUUGAGGGGGUGGUUCUCAUAUCGCAGGUUGGCAAGCUCAGAUAUGAGAUUUGAAAAGAAGAGUAGUCUAUCUAGAUUCACCAGUGGUUUCUUAGGAAGUUUUAAAAACAUUUUACGGGUUUAUGGUAACAAAUAUGAUUCUGAAACUGAGAUUUUGAAAUGGGAGUAAUGAUCGGGCAUAUUUGUGCUGCUGGGAGGAGGGACUGCUGAACUGGUUAGUGGAUUUAACUUCAAUCAGCAUUUGAAUCUCACUGAAGCUCCAAAUCCAUAAUGUUCCCAUUGUUCUCUCCCAGUCAUGAAAGCUGUUUCCCUUGUUAAUUUUUGUUCGCAUGUCUAAAUUUACUAGUAGAAAUGAUUCAAAUUGGCUCUGUGAUUGGCAAUUAUUAGUUGUUUGAUGACAUCUGAGUUUGGAAUAAGA
Ilex paraguariensis (yerba mate) is the source of this 1299-nucleotide messenger RNA. The record is from the annotation of a GenBank genome assembly. NCBI's taxonomy places the organism in Eukaryota, Viridiplantae, Streptophyta, Magnoliopsida, Aquifoliales, Aquifoliaceae.